Humulus lupulus (European hop) is the source of this 3519-nucleotide messenger RNA. RefSeq lists its product as uncharacterized. The record is from RefSeq and is a predicted model, not a curated record. Gene Ontology annotation, molecular function: nucleic acid binding. Gene Ontology annotation, biological process: DNA integration. Lineage: Eukaryota; Viridiplantae; Streptophyta; Magnoliopsida; Rosales; Cannabaceae. The coding region runs from base 1 to 3519 and encodes 1172 amino acids. The transcript has 7 exons.
AUGGCUGAAAAUUUGGGAAACUGUGCUAAUAAUGGUGAAGGUGCUGCAGAAAUUCCAAGGGAGCAAGGACCAAGAACAUUAAGAGAUUAUGUACUUCCUACUGUUACAGGAGUGCAUUCACGCAUUAGACCUCCAACCAUUGUUGCCAACAAUUUUGAGAUUAGGCCAGCCAUCCUUCAAAUGGUCCAAACAACUGUUCAGUUUGGAGGUCUGCCAACAGAGGACCCCAAUUUACACAUUGCUAAUUUUCUGGAGUUAUGUGCAAAGUUCAAGAUGAACGAGGUGAGAGAUGAUGCUAUAAGAGUGAGGUUAUUCCCAUUUUCACUGAGGGAUAGGGCGAAGAGUUGGCUGAUAUCUUUACAGGCGAAUUCUAUCACUACAUGGGAGGAGUUAGCUCAGAAAUUCCUUGCCAAAUUCUUUCCUCCAGCAAAGGCUGCAAAGUUAAGGGCAGAAGUUAAUCCUAAAGAACGGUGUCAAGCUAUUACUUUGAGGAGUGGAACGAGGAAUGAAGGACCAAAGAAGAAUCGGUUGGAAGAAGAAGAAGGUCAGAAGGGAAAUACUCAAGGUAAAGAGGAACAUAAGUUUAAUGAUGAAAAGGUUACUGAGGACCUUAAGAAAGAAGAGGAGACCCCACAUGUAAGUAUUGAGCACCAUAUUAGAAUUCCAUAUACACAAAGGCUUUGCAAGCAUAAUUUGGAUAAGAAAUUUGCAAAGUUUUUAGAGGUGUUCAAGAAGCUACAUAUUAAUAUACCGUUCGCAGAAGCAUUAGAACAAAUGCCCAGCUAUGUAAAGUUUAUGAAGGAGAUUCUCACUAAUAAAAGAAAGAUGGGUGACUACGAAAUAGUGGCAUUAAUGGAAGAAUGUAGUGCGAUUUUGCAAAGGAAACUUCCUCAAAAGUUACGAGAUCCUGGGAGUUUUACCAUUCCAUGCACGAUUGGGGAGUUUGAAGGUAAGCAUGCACUUUGUGAUUUGGGGGCAAGUAUUAAUUUAAUGCCUUUGUCAGCAUUCCGUAGACUUAGUUUGGGGGAAGCCAGGCCAACCAUAGUAACAUUGCAGCUGGCUGAUAGAUCUGUGAAGCAUCCACGAGGUAUUAUAGAAGAUGUAUUUGUAAAGGUGGAUAAGUUUAUAUUUCCAGCUGAUUUUAUAGUUCUUGAUAUGAAGGAGGAUGAAAAUGUUCCUAUUAUUUUGGGGAGACCCUUUUUAUCAACUGGGAAAGCAUUGAUAGAUAUGCAAAAAGGAGAGUUAAAGCUAAGAGUUCAAGGGGAAGAAAUGGUCUUUAAUGUAUUUAAGACUAUGACUUAUCCUAAAACAAGUGAUAGUUGUUUCUCAGUUGAUGUGGUAGAAGAAGUAGUAGGAAGAAAAGAAGUAAUUGAGGAUCCUCUUAAAAUAAGCCUUACAGUUGAUGAUGUAGAUGGUGAGGAAAACGAAGAAGCGAUGAGUUAUUUGAAGUGGAUAAAAUCAUUUGAGCCAUGGAGCCAUAAGAAAUUUGAAGAGUUGGGUGAGGGACCGGAAAGACCAUUACCAUCGAUUGUGAAGCCACCUGUUUUAGAACUGAAAGUUUUACCCGACCAUCUCUGUUAUGCUUAUCUUGGUGAAAAAGAGACUCUUCCGGUUAUAGUUUCAUCACUUCUUUCGGAAGAAGAAGAGGAGAAGUUAUUGAGGGUGUUGAAGGCUCAUAAAACAGCUAUAGGGUGGACUCUGGCUGAUAUAAGAGGAAUUAUCCCAUCAACAGUUAUGCAAAGAAUUCUCAUGGAAGAUGAUGCAAGACUGACUAUUGAUGCUCAACGAAGACUUAAUCCAACAAUGAAAGAAGUGGUGAGAAAAAAGAUUUUGAAAUGGUUAGAUGCUGGAGUGAUUUACCCUAUUUCUGAUAGUGCGUGGGUGAGUCCAGUACAAGUAGUACCUAAGAAGGGUGGUAUGACGGUGGUGAAGAAUGAAAGUAAUGAAUUGAUUCCAACAAGGACUGUGACGGGUUGGAGGAUCUGUAUAGACUAUCGGAAGUUAAACAAGAUUGUAAUUGCAUCGGAGGAUCAAGAGAAGACGACGUUUACAUGUGCGUAUGGGACUUUUGGUUUUAGAAGGAUGUCAUUCGGGUUAUGUAAUGCAGCAGCCACGUUUCAACGAUGUAUGAUGGAAAUAUUUUCUGACAUGGUUAAGAAGGGGAUUGAAAUUUUUAUGGAUGAUUUUUCGGUUUAUGGGUCCUCUUUUGACACGUGUUUGACUAAUUUGGAGCUGGUGUUGAGGAGGUGUGAAGAGUCGUAUUUGGUGCUUAAUUGGGAAAAGUGCCACUUUAUAGUAAAUGAGGGAAUUGUAUUGGGGCACAAGAUUUCUAAGAAAGGCAUUGAAGUGGAUAGGGCAAAAAUUUCAACGAUAGAGAAUUUGCCACCACCGAUACUUAAGGAGAAAUUGAUCUCAGCACCUAUAGUUGUUGCGCCUCAACGGGAUUUUCCAUUUGAACUGAUGUGUGAUGCCAGUGAUUUUGUGGUUGGGGCAGUGUUGGGACAAAGAGUUGACAAGGUCUUUAGAACGAUUUAUUAUGCAAGUCGUACCGUGAAUGAUGCUCAAAUGAAAUACGCAACUACAAAAAAGGAGUUGUUGUCCAUAGUGUUCGCUUUUGAUAAAUUUAGGCCAUAUUUGAUUGGGAAUAAGGAUAAGAAGGGUACUGAGAAUUUGGUGGCUGAUCACUUGUCUAGAUUGGAAGUUGAUGAAGAUUCUCAUGAUAAAGAAGUUCAGAUUAAUGAUGCUUUUCCUGAUGAGCAGCUAUUUGAAUUAAGUGUUUCCAAGGACGUUCCAUGGAGAUGUGUGCCCGAAGAGGAGAUGAUGUCUAUCUUAACUCACUGUCAUAGUUUGCAUUGCGGCGGUCAUUUUGGCGGAACAAGAACAGCAGCAAAAGUUUUGCAAAGUGGGUUUUACUGGCCUACAUUAUUUAAAGAUGCUAAUGAUUUUGUUAAAAGUUAUGAUCGUUGUCAACGGACUGGGAAUAUAUCUAGAAGAGAUCAAAUGUCGAUGACUGAUUAUGUUUCUAAAUGGGUAGAAUCUGUAGCAACCCCAACUUGUGAUGGGAAGGAAGUACUUAAAUUCCUUCAUAAAAAUAUCUUUACUCGAUUCGGCACCCCCAGAGCAAUUAUUAGUGAUCAGGGAAGUCAUUUUUGCAACAAGUGGUGCACUGCUCUUUGUGCUCUCUAUGGUGUUCAUCAUCGAAAGGCGUUAUUCUAUCACCCAAUUGCAAAUGGCCAAGCUGAAGUGUCGAAUAGGGAAAUAAAAGGUAUCUUGGAAAAGAUAGUAAAUACUUCAAGGAAGGAUUGGUCGAAGAGGCACGAUGAUUCACUGUGGGCAUAUCGCACUGCAUUCAAAACUCUGAUUGGUAUGUCACCAUAUCGAUUGGUGUUUGGUAAGGCUUGUCAUCUACCGGUGGAACUGGAGCAUAAUGCUUAUUGGGCUGUGAAGAAGUUAAAUAUUGAUCUCUUCAUGGCGGGGCAGAAUAGGCUUAUGGAGUUAAAUGAGCUUGAAGAAUUCUGA